UUCCGCAAACAGUCCCAGUACAUCUCCGCCGCAGACUACGAUGAGUGGUUCGCCGGCUACGAAAAGUACAUGCGCCAUCGCCGCCGGCGCUGGGAGACUUAUCUCCGCGACCUCAAGAUAGAGAUUGGCGACGACGGCGUGCCGCUCGCGUUCCCGCCAAAAUCAAAAAAGACGAAAAGAUACAUCAGAAAGGGAAUCCCGAUCGACUGGCGAGGCGCGGCCUGGUUCUGGUACGCAAAGGGGCCCGAGUAUUUGAAGAAGAACCCAGGUCUCUACGAACGGCUCUGGACGCGCGGACUCGGGUCGCCCCCCGUCGACUCUGAGCUCAUCGAGCGCGAUCUGCACCGAACGUUUCCUGACAACAUCCACUACCGCGACACCGACAGCCAGCAGCAACCCACUACUACCGGCGGCUCCCCUGCGACCACACCCGGCUCGACCAAAAGCGGCAGCAGCAACUCGCGACGAAACUCGUCCGUGCCAGAGACGCCGAUCGUGCAGUCUCUGAGGCGCGUGCUGUAUGCGUUCUCGCUCUACGUUCCGAAAACAGGAUACUGCCAGAGUCUGAACUUUGUGGCUGGGUUACUGCUGCUGCUGAUGGAGGAAGAAAAAGCAUUCUGGAUGCUCGUCAUCAUGACCCAGCGUUACCUACCCGGCGUGCACGAGAUCAACCUCGAAGGCGCGAAUAUCGACCAGGGCGUGUUAAUGAUGUGCGUCAAGGAGUCGCUGCCGAUCGUAUGGAAUAAGAUUGGUGCGGGACUGGAGGGGUAUAUGCAUGAUGAUAUGAUUGUCAGGUUGCCGCCGAUUACACUGUGUACCGCCGCAUGGUUUAUGAGUGGUUUUAUUGGUGUCUUGCCUAUUGAGUCUGUUGCCCGUGUCUGGGACUGUUUCUUCUACGAGGACUCCAAAAUCUUCUUCAGAAUCGCCCUCACGAUCCUCAAACUCAGCGAACCCCAGAUCGAGUCCGUCCGCGACCCAAUGGAAAUCUUCCAAGUCGUCCAAACAAUCCCCCGCCAACUCCUCGACGCCUCCUCGCUCAUCCAAUCCUGUUUCCGCAGACACAACGGCUUCGGCCACAUCUCCCAGGACGAGAUCUCCCAGCGGCGC
Myxozyma melibiosi is the source of this 1107-nucleotide messenger RNA. Its product is annotated as rab-GTPase-TBC domain-containing protein. The annotation marks the transcript as partial. The transcript has 2 exons. Lineage: Eukaryota; Fungi; Ascomycota; Lipomycetes; Lipomycetales; Lipomycetaceae. The record is from RefSeq and is a predicted model, not a curated record.